Molecule: messenger RNA, 1533 nt
Organism: Aspergillus pseudotamarii
Lineage: Eukaryota; Fungi; Ascomycota; Eurotiomycetes; Eurotiales; Aspergillaceae
Product: putative ubiquinone biosynthesis monooxgenase (Coq6)
Exons: 2
Coding region: 1-1533 (510 amino acids)
Biological process (GO): ubiquinone biosynthetic process
Cellular component (GO): mitochondrion
Molecular function (GO): oxidoreductase activity, acting on paired donors, with incorporation or reduction of molecular oxygen, NAD(P)H as one donor, and incorporation of one atom of oxygen; FAD binding; 2-octaprenyl-6-methoxyphenol hydroxylase activity
Source: RefSeq, a predicted model, not a curated record
AUGCGGCCAAUUACUCGGUCGGCACUCCGACCUUAUGUUUGCCCUUCCUGCCGGUCUGGUCGCUUUGUGGGCCGUAGAAGGUUUGGGUCCAAGCCCGAUCAAUCCCCCGAUGUCUACGAUGUGGUGUGUGUCGGAGGUGGUCCAGCAGGUCUAGGGUUACUAGCAGCUUUGCGUGCUUCUCCCUUAACAUCAAAGCUCAGGGUGGCCCUCGUCGAGACCCAGGACUUACAAAAAGCUCGCGCCUGGAACCUCGAUUCACAGCAAUUCUCGAACAGAGUCAGCAGCCUAACACCCUCAUCCGUGUCAUUCCUGCGCAAGAUCGGGGCCUGGGAACAUCUUGAUGUCGACCGAGCUCAAGAAUACCAGGAGAUGCAAGUAUGGGACGGUGAAACAGAUUCGCGCAUAACUUUCGACUGGUCCGCGGAUACUUCCCCGUUCGAAAACCUCCCCACAGUCGCGACAAUGACGGAAAACGCCAAUCUCGUCCGCGGACUUCUGUCGCGCAUCGCGGCAUCUGGAGACGAGAAUAUCUCAAUCUUCUCGAACACAACCGUCUCAUCUAUCGAAAACGGUACGGACCACCCGGACGGCCCGGACCUAUCAGCCUGGCCAGUUCUCUCCCUCGCUCCAACCGGCGCAGCACAGUCACAACCCCCAACUCGGAUCGCCGCAAGACUACUAGUCGGUGCGGACGGUAUCAACAGCCCCGUCCGUCGGUUCGCCGACAUUGCAACCGAGGGCUGGGACUACAAUCGUCACGGCGUCGUCGCGACUCUUUCCCUCGCCGACCCGGAUCAGGUCUCAUUCCCUAUCGGCACAAGAACCGCCUACCAGCGCUUCCUGCCUUCCCUCGGAGGCCCAGUUGCUUUGCUACCACUACCCAACAACCACGCAACACUAGUGUGGUCCACCACGGUAGAAAACGCCGCCUAUCUCAAAUCUCUUUCCCCGAAAGCGUUCAUCGCCAUGGUCAACGCCGCAUUCCGCCUCCCGAUGACGGACCUCAAGUACAUGAUGCGCAUGGAGCGCCCAGCCACCUCUGCAUCGGACUAUGAGGAUUCACACGAGAGCGAACUGACUUGGCGUCUGCAACAUACCCCGCAAGCCUCUCACGUCCCGCCCAUGGUAAACGGCGUACAGGAGGGCAGUGUGGCCUCUUUCCCUCUGCGCUUCCGGCAUGCAUCAACCUAUAUCUCACCACGCGUGGCUCUUGUCGGCGAUGCCGCCCAUGUGAUCCAUCCGCUUGCUGGACAAGGUCUCAACCUUGGAAUGGGCGAUGUGGCGUCCCUCUCCAAGACGAUCGAAUACGCAGUCGACCACGGAAUGGAUAUCGGUGAUAUUCUUUCUCUGGAGAGUUACACCGCCGAACGGUGGGCUGUUAAUGCUAAGAUCGGCGGUGUCUGUGAUAUGGUGCAUAAGCUUUACAAUGUUCCGGGCCAGGGCCCGGUUGCAUGGGGUCGCAGUCUAGGUUUCGAGAUCAUUGAUCGGUUACCUUUUGUUAAGGGAUUCUUGAUGAAGAAUGCUGAGGGUUGA